AUGUGUAAUCUAGUACAGAUUGAGUCUGUCCAGUCAGGACAUUUGUGUAAUCUAGUACAGAUUGAGUCUGUCCAGUCAGGACAUAUGUGUAAUCUAGUACAGAUUGAGUCUGUCCAGUCAGGACAUUUGUGUAAUCUAGUACAGAUUGAGUCUGUCCAGUCAGGACAUUUGUGUGGUCUAAUCAGAUUGAAAACCCUGCAGAAGAAAGCAUUGGAGGAAGAUGCCUUGAAUCUGAUAGCGAAGUAUCUAAAAAAUUAUGAGACAGAUGAAAGGCUAUGUAACAUGGUUCUUCUUACAAUUGCUAGUCUUACUGACUCAGAUGAAGUAAAAGAUUUGUUAGCGCAGACAGAUUUAUGUAAACAACUUAUAAAAAUGGCUCAAGUUACCCUGGGUGAGAACGCAGAAUAUAGUGAAGAUAAUCAGCAGAAGGUGAAGAUGUCUUCAGAUCUUCUUAUAUUGCUUCUAACUGGAGAGAAGAGUAUGGAGAUAUUGUUUGACGGUGGUAAAGGGGAGAUAUUCUCAGAGUCAAUGACCUGGUUAGAUAAUGAACACUGUCAGUUUCUGGUAGAACAGGGCGUUAUAAAACGGUUACUACGUCUACUGAAACCAGUUUAUGGAGAACAGAAAUGUACUUUAGAACAUGCUAGUCUCAGUGCUCUACCGGGUAAUAAAGCUUCACUGAUCAAAGAGGGAGUUAUAGAUGCUGUGUUGGUUCUCUGUAGACUCAGAAAUGUUAGCCGUUAUAUUCAAAUGCUAGGGGUGUUACGUAUGCUUGUUGAUGGUCAAGAUGAUGCUGCGGUGAAACUAGGUCAACAUAGAGAAUUUGUUACAAGACUUGUAGAGUGGAGUGCUUGUGAAGAACACCCAGGGGUCAAAG
Molecule: messenger RNA, 877 nt
Organism: Ruditapes philippinarum (Manila clam)
Lineage: Eukaryota; Metazoa; Mollusca; Bivalvia; Venerida; Veneridae
Product: rap1 GTPase-GDP dissociation stimulator 1-like
Exons: 7
Biological process (GO): positive regulation of GTPase activity
Cellular component (GO): cytosol
Molecular function (GO): guanyl-nucleotide exchange factor activity
Source: RefSeq, a predicted model, not a curated record